Pediculus humanus corporis (human body louse) is the source of this 2223-nucleotide messenger RNA. RefSeq lists its product as uncharacterized. Gene Ontology annotation, molecular function: sphingomyelin phosphodiesterase D activity. The transcript has 7 exons. Lineage: Eukaryota; Metazoa; Arthropoda; Insecta; Psocodea; Pediculidae. The record is from RefSeq and is a predicted model, not a curated record. The coding region runs from base 1 to 2223 and encodes 740 amino acids. Gene Ontology annotation, biological process: ceramide biosynthetic process; glycerophospholipid catabolic process; sphingomyelin catabolic process.
AUGCAAAGAAGAGUAGUAGAACUUACAAAUAUUUUACUAGAAUGUAAUAUAAAAGAUCUUCAAAUAUUUUUCCCUUAUUUAGUUGAACAUAUAUUUGGAAUAAAUCCUCCCUAUGGAAGUGGUUGGAAUUUGUUGAAAACUUUCAGAAGGCAAAAUCCGAGCGAUUUUGAAGCUCUUUUUAAAUUUUUACAUCCAUUUGGGCCAUUUUUUGACAUUAUAUAUAAACUUCUUAUUGAUGUUUAUUUAAAAUUUGAAUAUCCCCUAACACUCUUACCCUCCAAAUUGAAACAUGUCAUAUUAGAAGGAUCAGUUUCUCAAUUUUACAUUGAUAAAUUACACAUUGAUCCAAAUUUAAGAGAACCCACAGGAUUAUUAUUGAAUGCAUUUGAAUUUUAUUUAUUUCAUUUUACUUAUCAUUUAAUUCAUUCUUGGCAGCCAUUAUGUGAUCCUGAUAUAAUUGAAGACCAUGAGACUGUUUACCUACAUUUAAGUGACCAAUACUUGCAGCAUUUUUUGCCUAUUGAAACAUCAGUUGUACUUCCGAUAGUGCCUGUGCAUCAGACAAUACAGUUACCAAGAUCACCUCCUCCAUCUCAGGUUCAACCGCCUAAAACAUCAAAGUUAUUCAAAAAUUCUGUUGUUAAAAUUGGAUCGACUAGUUUGUCUCCGACUACAGUAACUCAAUCUAAUGCAGAAAUUUGGAGAAGUGAAGCUUUUUUACAAAUAAUUAUAAAUUUCUGGCUCACAGAUAUCAAAACCUUCGGUGACAUUUUACCAAAGGAAGAUCAUCUGCGUGUCGUCAGAAACAUGAUAAAACACAUUCAUUAUUUUGUCAAUAACGUUCAUAAUGAUGGAAGUGCCAUGGAUGAACUUAGAAGAACGAUAACAAGUUUAUGUCGGAGGCCUUUGUAUACAUUUUUAAGGAGGCACAUAAAUCAUUGGCCCCUCGAUUCUUCUUUCAUUUUAAUUUUGGAAACUUAUCUUAGUUUUAUACAACCUUGGCGUUACGUUAAAUACAAUGCCAGCGCAACCGGAGAAUCGAACGCCAUCGACCACAGAUGGUAUAAUUUCAUAGUCGAAAGUUUUCCCGCAUACACAAUCAUAAUGAGAGAAAUAAUCCCGAGAUUUUCAAGAAUGGAUCUCACGUGUCCCAAACACGCUCACAUGUUGUUCAGAUUAUCCAAAGUUUUAUCCCAACCCGAUUUGGCACCCAUACUCAGAGAUAUUGAAAAACAUUUCGAUGAUUUUACGACAACGGGAAUGGAUCAUUCGGCGGACACUUCCGUCGGAAAAAUACAAGAAUUGGAAUCGUCAAAUUUUCAAUACAAAACUCUUUUCGGAAAAGAAUUUCAGGAUCAGGUUCACGAAUUCGUAUUGUCGAUACAGCAAUCGUUGAAUUUGGUCAAUUAUUUACUGAAUUCGGCACUGGCUCAAAGACAACUGAGAAGGAAAAACAUAUUGUUGAGAAUACAAGAUUUUUUAUUUCAGUGUCCUUUCGGUGAUGAUUACACGGUCGACGAAAGGCAAAAAACCGUUUCUUAUCUAGAACAUUCGAUAACGUUUUUAACUCAGGUAUUCGAUUUGCCGCCGCUUCAAUUUCCGGUCAACAAUCGGAGCAAAGCGGAUUUAUCGGGUUCUUCGAUAAAUUCAUCGUGUUCGCAACAAAUGAGAAUCGUCGAACCUACGAUAAUAAAUCCAAAAGACUGGCAAAAAAGAACAAAAUUUAUACGUUACGAAUCGAAUCCCGAUUUGGAACCCAUAAGAUCAACGGAAGUGACGUUUUUACUAAGAUUUUUCCAUCAUUUGAGCAUGAGAAUAAAUGAAAAGUACAAAAACGAAUUGAUUAAAAUGUGGGAAAGUCAAAAUUUUAUAGGUUGCGUGGCCAGACAAUUACUCGCUCCGCCUUGUAAAUAUUAUUAUUUUGAUAAAAGCAUACCUGGAAAUUUUGCUCCGAGAGUUUGUGACGAACUUCCGGCGAGAGUUUGCCUUAGAGCAUUGGCGAGUUAUCAAACAUUAAGUUACAUAUCAUUGUCUGGAGUUUUGGCUUAUUUCUACGGUUAUCCGAUUAUACCAUUUUAUUUUUUCGUUUUUCUUUUAUUCGUAUUUCUUAUACUGGUGAAAGCUUUCGUCGAAUGGUAUUCGAUGGGAAGGCGAAGCAACGAGACGAAUCCUCAACCUGAAUCGGAACGUUUCGUUCCUCUCGACGUUUCAUUCGUAGACUAG